Molecule: messenger RNA, 1977 nt
Organism: Coturnix japonica (Japanese quail)
Lineage: Eukaryota; Metazoa; Chordata; Aves; Galliformes; Phasianidae
Gene: ZNF488
Product: zinc finger protein 488
Biological process (GO): oligodendrocyte development; regulation of DNA-templated transcription
Cellular component (GO): nucleus
Molecular function (GO): protein binding
Source: RefSeq, a predicted model, not a curated record
GGGCGGUGCGUGGGGUGGGGGGGCGGCCCUGGAGUGGGAUGCGGGAUCCGCGGGGAGGCGGCCGCAGCCGGCUGAUGGGGUGAGGGCUGAGCGGAGCCCGUGAGAGCGGAGAGGUUUAUGAUGGAACUCACAUCUUUGCCUAAAUUCCUUUGGACAAGUGACAACAAACUUCUGCAUCACCAUUUUCCGGAUAUACUGGCUACUGUUCACACCACACAGGACAUUCCUGAAGAAGCUGUUUUUGGCCCAUGCAUGCUGCAGAACACCCUGCUGGACACCGUAGCUUUUAUUGCCCUCAAGUGUUCUGAUAGACGGACCAUCCACUAUGUGUUUAAGGUAGAUGUCGCAUCUGUGCACAGUCCUACAGGGCUGCCUUGGAUGAGGCUUGUACAAGCAGCUGCCAAUAGCAAGGAGCAGAAUUUGGAAGCUUACUUAGAAAACAGUCAGUUAUAUUAUCGCUCUACCAGGAAAAUCAACAAAGAUGAGGAGCUGUUUGUCUGGUAUGAUGAAGAGCUUUCCAGACUCUUGGGUUUCAAUGAGAUAAAAGCUCAGAGUCCUCAGAAUGAGAUGAGAUGCCAAGAAUGCAAUCGAGUCUUUAAAGGUGAGCAUUCCUAUCUGUCCCAUGUCCGCUUCCUGUGCGUCCCAGAGAAGAGUGCCCUGCUAUGGAGGAACUUCCAGGCUGAAAAAGGCACCUUAGUAGAGCAGACCACAAAUUUUCACAGCCUGGCAAAGGAUCUAGAGGUCAGAAUGACAGCUCACAAAGGUGAUGCCCAUGGUCUCACUGGAGAAAAGAGAGCAAAAUCAGAAGAGGCUGAGAACAACAGGAGCAGGAAAACAGUGCUGUUGGAGAAAACAAACAAUCUGAGUGAGGAACAUAAAUGUGGAAGCAAGGAAGAGGCUGGAGGAGAUCAUGCACCAGCUGGUUCUUUCUGGAAACCCAGUUCAGGGAGGCAGUCAGCUAGAAAGGAGGCUUUCGAGCAGAAGCAGAGUGCUUUCACUGAGGUCAGGAGGAUGAAGGAGAAGCUGAGGAAUGAGAGACCCAAAGAGUCAGACCAGGAGGAUGGCACAGCUCUCGCUGGUAAGGAGCAGGUAUCAAAGGAAAUGUUGCUGAACUCCUCUGGUAGUGCAUUCUCCUUUGUGUGGCCCACCAGAGGCCGAGGAGAGCAGAAGAGUGCUUUCAGCAAGCCCAGUAAGCGUCUUGCAGAAAGAGCGGCAAUAAAUUCUUAUCCCACGAGUGAGUCACCAAAGAGCCUGGAGGAGCUGUCUGGCUUCAUCACCACUACAGACAUCAUGUGCUGCAGCACUCUUCUCAGUUCCAAGUUCUUUGUCAAUGAUUUGUGUAAUGCUCAGAUGCUGCAGACUAGCAUCAUUCGGGGAAAUGUUUUCCCAUAUUCCUCAGAACCGUGGCACAAGCAAGCAGGACAGUUACAGAAUACGACCACUACUUCAUCCUCCACCUCCACCUCCUCCUCCUUGACUCUUCUUCCCCCCACCUUCACGUCCUUUGGAGUGGCUGCCCAGAACUGGUGUGCCAAAUGCAACCUGUCCUUUCGCAUGACUUCUGACUUAGUCUUCCACAUGCGGUCACAUCACAAAAAAGAAUACUCCUCAACUGAAUCCCAGAGCAAGAGGAGACGGGAAGAGAAGCUCACGUGUCCCAUUUGUCAUGAGUACUUCCGAGAACGCCAUCAUUUAUCCCGGCACAUGACUUCUCACAAUUAGACCUGUGCAGAUGGAUCUCACCAAGGGACUGGGCAGGUUGGGUAGAGUAGGGGGACAUCAUUCACUUGUAUCCAUUUCAUUUUUGCGUUUACAUUAAUUUCUUACAGAAAAUUGCUGUUUACAGUAAUUUAAAAUAGAUGCUUUGGAAAAAUAUAAAAUGUUUACAAAAGCCUGAGUGGGUUGUAAGUUUUGGAAAUUCAGCCUGGCCCUUGUCAAUUUAUUUUUGAGGAAAUAAAAUUGUGAAAUGAAUGCGCA